AUGACUGUUCAAGGAGAUUCAGCCUCCAACGCUGGUAGACGGCAAGACCAACACGAGGAGGAGGUCAUGUAUUUGACUGUGCCAGAACGUCCCAAUGCUGCCAAUAAUGAGCGAGUGGCCAAGCAGCUGACUAGUGCCUUUACUAAGAUGAGCCUUGACUUAAAGGGCGGCCCCUCGGCCGGCCUCCAAAGUCAAGAGAGGACGACGGCAAUGACUUUUACAGCAAGGUGGCUCCCACUGUUGAUGGAAAGCUUGUCCAAAUGGGUAGUCUCCCAAGUUUUACAGGAGGUCUGGCAAGGAUGUCACUUCUCAGGAUGUUUGGGAAUGUAG
Puccinia graminis f. sp. tritici CRL 75-36-700-3 is the source of this 330-nucleotide messenger RNA. RefSeq lists its product as uncharacterized. NCBI's taxonomy places the organism in Eukaryota, Fungi, Basidiomycota, Pucciniomycetes, Pucciniales, Pucciniaceae. The record is from RefSeq and is a predicted model, not a curated record. Bases 1 to 330 code for a protein of 109 amino acids. The transcript is spliced from 2 exons.